Messenger RNA from Neoarius graeffei (lesser salmon catfish), 1648 nucleotides. It is a transcript of the gene bnip3, whose product is annotated as BCL2 interacting protein 3. Bases 228 to 791 code for a protein of 187 amino acids. The record is from RefSeq and is a predicted model, not a curated record. Gene Ontology annotation, cellular component: mitochondrial outer membrane; mitochondrial envelope; nucleus. Gene Ontology annotation, biological process: mitochondrial outer membrane permeabilization; positive regulation of apoptotic process. The transcript is spliced from 6 exons. Lineage: Eukaryota; Metazoa; Chordata; Actinopteri; Siluriformes; Ariidae.
UGUGUUUGGAUUGAAGCAGGCCGGAUUCUGUGGCAGAGGGACACACGUCUGGACGACGCUCGGUAAAGAGAGGAAAGCUGAGGAGAGGAAUGCGCCUCUGCAGAGCUGCGUGAACGCGAGCGGCCGCACUUUGAUUGUUUGACUUUAAUUUAGAUCCGACUGAAGGAGGUUGGAGUGUCUGAGGUGUGACUGGGGGCCUUUCUGCCAUCAUCAUCAUCAUCACCAUCAUGUCGACAGAAAAACAAAAUCUUUCCGAGGAAAACCUGCAAGGUUCUUGGGUGGAGCUGCACUUCAAUAACGGAGGUGGAGGAGCUCCUAAAUCAUCAGCGGAGGACAUAGAGAAGAUGCUGCUGGACGCUCAACACGAGUCUGGCAGGAGCAGUUCCAGAGGGAGUUUACCCUGUGACAGUCCUCCAAGGUCCCAGACUCCUUUGCACUUGAGCAAAGGCUCAGAGGUUCACAGCUCAGGAGAGAAAAACAGCUCACAGUCCGAUGAAGACUUUCUGGAGAGGAGGAAAGAGGUUGAUCUCCUGAUGAAGAAAAAUGCUGACUGGAUAUGGGACUGGUCAAGUCGACCAGAGAACACCCCACCCAAAGAAUUCUUACUGAAGCAGAAAUGCUCCAGCAGCUUGAGUAUCAGGAAAACUAGGGCAAUGAAGAAGGGAGGAAUCUUCUCUGCUGAAUUCCUCAAACUCUUCAUCCCUUCUCUGAUCGUCUCUCACAUCCUGGCUGUGGGGCUCGGCGUGUACAUCGGGAGGCGCCUCACGACCUCCUCCUCCAUCAGGUUCUGAAGGAGAACCCAUGCCUCCAACGUCGCAGCUGCAUCCUCACCAUCUCCGCUGCUUUGUCUUGAAUCGAUGUUUCAGUAGAUCCAAAUAGAUCCGGAACGCUUGAGCCGUUUCCACUCGCGGGCCGUGUGCCGUGCUACACCGCCUUCGUUCCCCCCCUCGUGUAUUGCUCUGGCUCGCACUCUGCUUUUACAAUCUAAAUGCACUCGGAGGCCAUUUUAGAUUUGCAGCCAGUAGCUGAGUAAUGCUCUGCUCCACCUUCAUCUUAGAAUUUCUUGUGCAGAUUUACAGAGAAUCUGUUUAAGAGAAAACAGUCAUGUGAAAAUGUAGAUGUUUAAAAAAAAAAAAUGCUGGAAUUGAAAAAUACUGUACGGCGGGUACGGGUCUGACUUAGGACUUGUCAAGAGAAAUAUUUUGUGAUGGGGUGGGUUUAAAAAAAAAAAAAAAGUGUUUUGCCAACAGAAGUGAUAGAGCAAAGCUUUUUAUUUUGACAAAAUAUUUCAUAGUAAAGGUGGAGAAAAUGAAAUAAAUGGCAAAAUCAGCCAGAUAUGCCGAGAUAAAGGGAAUUGGCAGUUUUGAGUCUAAACUGGAGUUAAAUUUAUAGCUUUGGUUCAACACUGCAUGCAAGUAAAACAAAAGCUAAAAGCCCCCCCUUUAAAAAAAAUAAAAUAAAAAUUAGCACUGAUGGACUGCAGCUGAAAACGCGGCAAAAUUGAAAUCCAGCCCGCCCCCAAAAAAACCCACCAACCAACUAUCCAGAGCAUCACAUUGCUUCAUGACUACAGCUACAGUUUUCAGCUGUUUUCCAGCUUGCAUUGACAGACAAAAAAAAGAAAAAAAAAUUAAAUUUUUCCACACUA